CGAAUCUAUUGAACACACGAAUAGAAAGCGUUUAAGUCAUCCGGAUUUGGUGUAAAUUAUCUUACAACACAAAUGUUAACUGUAACAUGCUUCUACCUUCAGUAGCUUAGCCGUUUGCGCUGUUUGGCACCGUCCCUCCUUGUACGCAUGCGUACUAGAAGAAGGAAGCGCAGAAUGUAAACAUGGCAGCCAUUCAGUGCACAGCAUAGAGGCAUACGUUUUAGCGUUAUUUACUACUUUGUAUUUGUUUAAUGUAAAGUAAAAUGGAUAAUAAUUACCCUUACCCUGCUUCGGAUGCUCCCCCACCUCCGGGGUUCAAUAAUAAUUAUGCACAGGGCUCGUACAACGCCAGCAGACCACCGGUACCCCCACAAAACAUGACCGCUAAUGCUAAUGCGGCUAGUGCAUCCGUAGCGGGGGGUAAUCAUCACGCUUCUACUUGGAACACCUCACAGAUGUCUUUUCGUCCACCAGCAUUUCCGGGAUCUGGGAACUAUGGUGCCCCUCCUAUGCCUUUUCCCCAUCGCUUCAACCCAGCGCUUCCACCUCCACAGAUGGGAUAUCCACCACCACCAGGCGUCCAUCCUGUCCCCUCUCCUGGUUCUCAUCCUGGCCCUCUUCCUGGUCCCUCUGGUUCUCUUCCUGGUCCUCCAGGUUCUCUUCCCAGUCCUCAUUCUGGUCCACCUGGUUCUCUUUCUGGUUCUCAUUCUGGUCCUCUGGGUCCACUUUCUGGCCCUUUUGUUUCCCUUCCUGGCCAUCUUCCUGGUCCUCAUUUUGGUCCUCCUGGUCCUCCUGGUUCUCUUUCUGGUCCACUUCCUGGGCCUCCAGGACCUCCUCCUGGUUCUUCUGGUUCUUAUUCCAGUCCACUUCCUGGUCCUCCAGCACCUCUUCCUGGUCCUCCUGGUUCACUUCCUGAUCCUCGUUCUGGUCCUCCUGGUCCUCUUGCUGGUCCUUCUUCUCAUCCUGGUCCUCAUCUGGGUUCUUUUUCUUAUCCUCCUCCUGGUCAACUUCCUGGUCCAAGUCCUGGUCCUCCUCCUUUCACCCAAUCAAACUACCGGUCUAGAUCACCCGCUCAACCACCACGCCAAAAUCAGCAUCAUCAAACGUUUUCUGAGAGUGGGAGUACAUUUAUUCGUGACAAAGAAAAGUUUGUGGCACCAACACAGCCUAAAGACGAAGCAACAAUUCAGCGAAGAGAGGACCAGAAGUGGAUCAGUCAGUUCUUACAAACCAAGGGAAGAAUAAAAAAUCUCUCCAAAAUGUGUGAAAGUCCUAUGCCAGGUCAAAUUACUGUUAGCCAGAUGAAAAAAACAUUGUACUCCACUGCUCAGCUUGUGUCACAGCUGUCAGAGUUAUGUGAAAAUCUGAAACUAAACGUGAACAGUCAGAGCGAAUGGACAGAAUCUUAUGUAAAAGCAAUUAAAAUGAAACAAGAAAUCCAGAGCCAACUCCAGUUUUUAAAAGAUGAUGAAAAUUUGCAAAGAGUGAAAACAAAGUUGUCCACAAUUGACAAGAGGCGAACCCGCAGAAAGAGAACUAAACAACGGUUGCAAAUGGAAAAGCAAGAGAGGGAAGCCCAAAUAGCGGAAAAAGAUGCUGAUAUAGAAAAAUGGAGAAUGAAGAAAAUACAAGAGGAGGAGGAGAAAAAGAAAGAAGAGGAGCUAAAGCUGGCUGCAGAUGCUGUACUUUGCGAGGUCCGAAAGAAGCAGGCAGAUGUGAAGAGAAUGCAGGACAUUCUCAAAUCUUUGGAAAAACUGAGAAAACUGAGAAAAGACGCUGCAGCCAGAAAAGGUAUUUUUACUGAACAACAGUCAGAUGAUAAUUUCAACACAAUCUUGGAGGAAUUGAGGAAUGUGGCUAAGAAAAGGACAGCUGUGUACGGAGCGGAGGAGCGGGCCCUGAUGGUGAUGUUGGAAGGAGAGCAGGAGGAGGAGAGGAAGAGAGAGCUGGAGGUGAAACGAAAGAGGGAGAGGGACAAACAGAUGCAGAUCAAACGCAAGGUCGACAUCAUACUGUUUGGGGAUGAUACACCUCCUGAUCCGUUCAUGCAGCCCUUCAGACAAUAUUACACCCAGGCUGAGGAAUCACUACCAGCUUUAGUACAAAUAAGGAGAGAGUGGGAUGCCUUCCUGGUUCCUGCAGAUCAUCCUGAGGGUUCUGCUGUUCCUCCGGGCUGGGUUUUACCAGAUCCUCCUUCAGACCAGACCUGGGCAUCUGUACUACAGACUUCUGAUACAGAAUGUGAAGAUGUAUGAAAACUGUGACUUGUUACAGGGAAAUAAUUACACGUGAUAUUCUGCUUUUAGCAGUAUUAUUAAAUUAAAUUAUUUUACAUCUUUUGUUUACACACCAUCAAUAAAUAUGUGUUUACAUUCCUGUAAUACUAUAUAUUUGUAUGGACAACACUUUUCAGUAACAUAAAGGAUAUUUUCUCAAGUUGUAAGCUGUGCGUGUAUAGCUAAUAUAUGCAAUAGUACACAUUUAUAUUUUUAUAUGUGAUGGUUCACAAUGUUUUAGGCCUAUGUUUUCUCACUAUCAACAGAAUGCUCAAAAGCAAAUGUCAACAUUCAAUGUAUUGAAUAGACUCUAUAUUAGCUAGUAUCUAGCUAUGCAUGUGUUAUUAAAUGUAUCUGUCUGAAUGACAUUUUGUUUUCUAAGCAAUUAUUUGACUGCAUAUAUUGCAGGUCAGCAUUCAGUAAACACUAGACCAGUAUGUCAUAGUAAUCAAAUGCUUAUGGUAUUGUAAUAUGUGUAAUGUUUUUGCUGAAUUAAUUAACUCACAAUAAAAUGCUACUAUUUUA
Molecule: messenger RNA, 2801 nt
Organism: Boleophthalmus pectinirostris (great blue-spotted mudskipper)
Lineage: Eukaryota; Metazoa; Chordata; Actinopteri; Gobiiformes; Gobiidae
Gene: pdcd7
Product: programmed cell death 7
Exons: 6
Coding region: 264-2255 (663 amino acids)
Source: RefSeq, a predicted model, not a curated record